AUGGGGCGCGCCAAGUGGGCCACGGGGCCGCUGACUACGGCAGAAGAGCUGCUGCAAAGUCGAAUGGAAGAGCUCAAGGCCAUCCGUAAUCAAGCCAUUGCCUCCAAGGUCACCAUCAAGGUCAAGCUGAGCAAAGACCAGACCGCCUCCAUCGAGGAAAAGGCCAAAAUCGCCAUGGCCCGCAUGGCUCAGCAACGCGAGCUCGAGGGAGACAAGCCGAAGCGUCAACACAAAAAGCGAGCAGCAACCGAUCAUCACGAUGUGGAGGAUCUUGUGGUACAACCCAUCAGUCCCGAGCAGCGACGUCCCGCGCCAGCUACUGUGCAAUCCCGAAAAACCACAUCGGCCCCGUCUGCUGUUGGCAUGAGCCUAGGCCGACGUGGUCCGCACACGCCACCCGGCACACCGCCACCCGUGUCUGACAGUGAAGAGGAGGAGGCCUAUCUUGAGGAGCAAAAGGAGGCCAUGGCCAAUUUCGGUUCAACUCUCCCCUAUGCCUACCCUGGAGCUGAUGUUGUUGAAUAUCCCCGCGACGUGGAUAUGACUCCCGUGGCGUCGCGCACAAAUGCCGAGGGCGCUGGUCACACUGUCACCACCCCGCCCGGGUCGGAUGGAAUUAGCACCCCGCCGGGGUCGGAUGGAAUUGCCACCCCUCCUGGAUCUGAUGACGAGGAAGAGACCUUCCACGAUCCCACAACUCCGCCGCCCGACGCAGACGACGAUCACGUGCCAACCCCGCCUGGUUCGGACGAGGGUGGCUUCAACCCGGCUACCCCGCCAGGCUCGGACGACAAUGGAAUUGUCACUCCGCCUGACUCGGAUGAUGAAGUCUAG
This is a messenger RNA of Monosiga brevicollis MX1, 834 nucleotides long. RefSeq lists its product as uncharacterized. The transcript is spliced from 5 exons. The record is from RefSeq and is a predicted model, not a curated record. Bases 1 to 834 code for a protein of 277 amino acids. NCBI's taxonomy places the organism in Eukaryota, Choanoflagellata, Craspedida, Salpingoecidae.